AUGGCCGACGUCUCGGAUCCAAAGAUCGACGAAGCGUACCAGGACGUCCGCUCGGACAAGACAGAGACGAACUGGCUGCUGCUGGACUACGAGUCCGACCGUUCGGACAAGCUUCAGCUCACCGCGACUGGCACGGGUGGGCUGGCCGAGCUGCGCGAGGCGCUCGACGACUCCCAUGCGUCCUUUGCGUAUGUGCGCGUCCAGUACGCGAACGACAAGGAGUCCAAGCGCGAAAAGUUCAUCGUCGUCGUCUGGAUUGGGCCGGGGUGCAAGAUCAUGCGCAGGGCGAAGAUCUCGGUGCACGCCGCAGACGUCAAGUCGAUACUGCGCGCCUAUUCUAUCGAGGUCCCGGCAAGGGAGAAGGGUGACCUUGAGGAGGAGCCCAUCAUCGUACGGUUGCGGAAGGCGGGCGGUGCGAGCUACGAUGGUGUAUGA
This is a messenger RNA of Laetiporus sulphureus 93-53, 435 nucleotides long. RefSeq names its product actin depolymerizing protein. Lineage: Eukaryota; Fungi; Basidiomycota; Agaricomycetes; Polyporales; Laetiporaceae. Gene Ontology annotation, biological process: regulation of actin filament polymerization. The transcript has 5 exons. Gene Ontology annotation, cellular component: actin filament; site of polarized growth; cortical actin cytoskeleton. Bases 1 to 435 code for a protein of 144 amino acids. Gene Ontology annotation, molecular function: actin filament binding. The record is from RefSeq and is a predicted model, not a curated record.